This is a messenger RNA of Cavia porcellus (domestic guinea pig), 4569 nucleotides long. RefSeq lists its product as uncharacterized. The record is from RefSeq and is a predicted model, not a curated record. Gene Ontology annotation, biological process: virion assembly; proteolysis; DNA integration. NCBI's taxonomy places the organism in Eukaryota, Metazoa, Chordata, Mammalia, Rodentia, Caviidae. Gene Ontology annotation, molecular function: aspartic-type endopeptidase activity; nucleic acid binding; RNA-DNA hybrid ribonuclease activity. The transcript has 5 exons.
AUGGGACAGUCGACCUCAUCCCCAUUGUCCCUCACCCUUGACCAUUGGUCGGAGGUGCGGAAGAGGGCUCACGAUCUCUCCUUGCAGGUCAAGAAGAAUAAGUGGCAGGAUUUCUGCUCGACUGAGUGGCCUACUUUCUCUGUGGGAUGGCCACCAGAGGGGACUUUUCAUCUGCCCCUCAUCCUAGCAGUUAAGGACGUCAUCUUCCGCCCCAGGCAAAGGGGGCACCCUGAUCAGGUCGCUUACAUCUUGGUAUGGCAGGAUCUCAGGGAGGAACCCCCAUUAUGGGUAAAACCCUUUCUUCCCCCUUCUGUCUCAUCUGUACCAAAGCUUUUAGCUCUGAAAGGACCUCCCACUUCGGCUCCGGUCCUUCCCGAGUCUCAGCCUGAUCUACCUUUACUCAACUAUGACUGGCCUCCUCCUUCCCAGCUGACUCAACCUCCUCCGUACCCACUCUCUCCUCCAGCCUCCUCGUCCGGAUCGAGUGCUGCUUCUCCGUCAGCCCCGCCCACACCUCCGGGGCCCACGGGCCCAGCCCAGAACACUCGGAGUAAGCUACGGCCUGAGGAUCCAGUCGUUACCCUCCCUCUCCGUCCCUAUGGGCCCAUGAUAGACGAUGGGACAGAUGGAGGGCAGAUGCCCGCUUUACAGUACUGGCCUUUUUCUACCUCAGAUCUCUAUAACUGGAAAAACAAUAACCCUCCUUUUUCUGAUGAUCCUUCUAAGCUAACAGGUCUAAUGGAUUCUGUUAUGUUCUCCCACCAACCCACAUGGGACGACUGUCAACAGCUCCUAGGGGUCCUGUUCACCACCGAGGAAAGAGACCGCAUCCUCCUGGAAGCCCGGAAAGCUGUUCCCGGAGAAGAUGGCAGACCCACCCAGAGACCAGACCUGAUCGAUGACUCCUUCCCCUUAAAGCGCCCCAACUGGGACCCCAACUCACCCACCGGUAGGCAGCAUCUUUCUAUCUAUCGCCAGACUCUAAUGGCAGGUCUCCAGGUGGCCGCAAGGCGCCCCACUAAUCUGGCCAAGGUAAGAGAAGUUACCCAAGGACCUACUGAGACUCCCUCAGUUUUUCUAGAAUGCCUGAUGGAAGCUUACCGGCGAUAUAUGCCUUUUAACCCUGAGGAAGAAGGCCGACAAGGCUCGAUAGCUAUGGCCUUCAUAGGGCAAUCGGCCCCCGAUAUAAGACGUAAGCUCCAAAGGCUAGGUGGUCUCCAAGACCUAACUCUGAGGGAUCUUGUUAAGGAAGCUGAAAAAGUCUACUAUAAGCGGGAGACAGAGGAAGAAAAGGAGUUAGCUAGGGACAAAAGACGAAACAAGGAAUUAGCUAAGGUGUUGGCCACAGUUAUUCAGGGAAAACCUGAGCCAGGAAAGGGAAAGCCCACUCGCCCUCCAUUAGACCCUGACCAAUGUGCAUAUUGUAAGGAAAAAGGACAGCUGAUCAAAGACUGUGAAAAGUUAAAAAAGAAACGGGCCAAAGAAGAACGAGAAAAGCAGACCUCGCAGCGAUCCCGAGCCCCCAUGCUCGCCCUAGAUGAAGAAGACUAGGGACUUCGGGGCUCGGACCCCCUCCCCGAGCUCAGGGUAAUGUUUAAAGUGGAGGGGACUCCCGUGGAAUUCGAGGUCGAUACGGGAGCUGUUUAUUCGGCCCUACAAGCCCCCUUAGGGGCCCUUUCAACUAAGAAAUCAUUAGUUCAAGGGGCUAACGGGAGCAAAUAUCACUCGUGGACCACUGAGCGCACAGUUGACUUAGGCAAGGGAAAAGUAAAACACUCCUUUCUGGUUAUUCCUGAGUGUCCUGCUCCCCUCCUGGGACGUGACUUAUUAACCAAACUGGGGGCAAAGAUUUCCUUUGAGCCCCAAGGACCUCAAGUGACAUUCCGUAACCCAAAGGUAGGGCAACCUAUGGUUACGGUGUUAUCUCUAAAACUGGAAGAUGAAUAUAGGCUCUAUGACCACCAGGAUCCCCAGCCUAUCGCCCCAGCCUGGCUAACUGAUUUUAAAGAAUCCUGGGUCGAGAUGGCUGGACUCGGGCUGGCAAGCCAGCAACCGCCUGUAGUGGUUACUUUAAAAACCACUGCCUCCCCUAUUCGGGUUAAGCAAUAUCCCAUUAAUAGAGAAGCUCACCUAGGGAUUAAGGUGCACAUACAGAGACUUUUAGACCAAGGGGUAUUAACUCCUUGUCGGUCUGCAUGGAAUACUCCGUUACUCCCGGUCAGAAACCCCGGGACGAAUGACUACAGACCGGUACAGGACCUAAGGGAGGUCAAUAGCAGGGUGGAGGACAUUCACCCCACCGUACCCAAUCCCUAUAAUCUCCUCAGCGCAUUGAAUCCGUCAAGGACUUGGUACACUGUUCUGGAUUUAAAGGAUGCCUUUUUCUGUUUGCCUUUGCACAAAGAUAGCCAGCCCUUAUUUGCGUUUGAAUGGAUGGACCCUGAGACUGGGUCCGCCGGACAACUGACCUGGACGCGCCUCCCACAGGGCUUCAAAAACAGCCCAACCAUCUUUGAUGAAGCCCUACAUAAGGAUUUAGCCCCCUUUCGGGCUCAACACCCAAACCUCACCCUUCUUCAAUAUGUAGAUGACUUGCUGCUGGCUGCGGACUCUGAGGGUGACUGCACAAGCGGAACUCAGGACCUUUUACGUGAGUUGGCUAUCCUGGGGUAUAGGGCAUCAGCAAAAAAGGCUCAAAUUUGUAAGCGAGAGGUAAUUUUUCUGGGCUACUCCUUAAAAGGGGGAAAAGGAUGGCUCACUGAGGCCAGAAAACAGACUGUGGUCCAGAUUCCCCCUCCAAAGAGUCAAAAACAAUUACGAGAGUUCCUGUGUACCGCGGGGUUUUGCCGGUUGUGGAUCCCUGGAUUCGCAACUUUGGCAGCUCCCCUGUACCCGUUACUGAAGGGGGGAUCUCCCUUUAUCUGGGAAAAAGAUCACCAGCAGGCCUUUGAUGCCAUCAAGCGGGCUCUCCUGUCCGCUCCGGCCCUGGCCCUUCCUAAUGUGGACAAACCCUUUACUCUCUUCAUUGAAGAAAAGAGAGGAAUAGCGAGAGGAGUACUGACCCAGGCCUUUGGGCCAUGGAGGCGUCCGGUGGCUUACCUCUCAAAAAGACUGGACACUGUGGCAAGCGGGUGGCCACCCUGCCUAAAGGCCAUUGCAUCAGCUGCCUUGCUCAUUAAAGAUGCUGACAAAUUGACUUUGGGACAAAAAAUAACAAUCAUUGCCCCGCAUACACUAGAAAGCAUCAUCCGCCAGCCUCCAGACAGGUGGCUCUCAAAUGCCAGAGUUACUCAUUAUCAGAGCCUCUUGCUCAACAAGGACAAGAUAACUUUUGGACCCCCGGUGACUCUCAACCCAGCGACUCUGCUGCCGGAAGAAGCUUCGGAACCCGUCCUCCAUACCUGCCAGGACGUCUUGGCAGAAGAGGCCAGAGUACGACCGGACUUAUUGGAUUGCCCCCUACCCAAUGCAGAGGUGACCUACUUCACUGACGGGAGUAGCUUUUUGAUUCAAGGUAAGCGGUAUGCGGGGGCGGCUGUGACUGAUUAUUCCAAUGUUAUAUGGACAGCCAGACUAGAGGACGGGUCCUUGGCCCAAAAGGCCGAACUGAUUGCUUUGACUAAGGCUCUGGAGCUCACCAAAGGAAAGCGAGCAAACAUUUACACGGAUAGCCGAUAUGCCUUUGCAACGGCCCACAUCCACGGGGCCAUAUACCGCCAGCAGGGGCUUCUGACCUCCGCAGGAAAAGAAAUAAAACACAAACAGGAAAUCCUUCAGUUGCUCGCUGCAGUUAUGUUGCCCCAGAAGGUGGCGAUAAUACACUGUAACAGCCACCAGAAAGGGACUGAUCCCGUCACAAGGGGAAACAACCUGGCCGAUGAGGCAGCAAAAUCUGCAGCCAUGGGAGACUCACAAAUGUUGGCCCACCGGCUCACCCAUUUGGGAGCUAAAAAGCUGAGCCUACUGGCCCAACGCCAAGACUUCCCAGGGGCAUCCCCCGCUGCCAUACGUCGGGUCGCCAAUCGGGUUGUGGCUAAUUGUGAGGCAUGUCAAUUGACCAGUGCCUACCCUGCCAAGCUGGCCCCCGGCAAAAGGCUACGUGGUACCAGACCUGGACAAUACUGGGAAGUGGACUUUACAGAAGUUAAGCCUGCCCGAUGCGGACUAAAAUAUCUGCUAGUUUUUGUAGACACCUUUUCUGGAUGGACUGAGGCUUUUCCUACCAAAAAGGAAACUGCUGCCGUGGUAACUAAAAAGUUGAUGGAAGAAAUAUUUCCCCGGUUCGGAUUGCCAAAGGUAAGGGACGUGUGGACACAGCUAGCCUCGGCCUAUGCUCCCAGUGAGUUCCCCGCGCCACAUCCGUACCAGGUGGGAGACUUUGUGACCGACACCUUAGCUUAUCAGCAACAGGAGGAGGCCAACAUAAAGGCCCUUUGCCACUGUCAAAAAGGAGCCUCCACUCCUAUGAUGGAGGACCAGGUAAUUGCCGACAUUUACAACUCGAGGUCCUCACCCCCGAGGACCAAUCUUGGACGACAGGAAAAAUCUGGGGAUUUAGAUACUACAUGA